Messenger RNA from Vitrella brassicaformis, 480 nucleotides. Lineage: Eukaryota; Vitrellaceae. The record is from the annotation of a GenBank genome assembly.
AUCAGCGUCACUCCCUUUGCCCGCCCUCGGGCUCCUCUGCUGCCCGAUAAAUCGACGAGUCAGUCAGGCACAUUCACUGAGAUCGAUGCCUUCCAUCUCACACUCAAUCUCACUCUCUCAGAACCGCCAGCAGCCUGCACUCCGGAACCGGGCCUUCCUUCUAUCGUAGCUCAAUCUGGCCGGGACAAUGACCCGCCGCACCUCACCCACACGCAUGUCAGUGAGGGUCUCCUGCCACCACUCAGCACAGUCAGACCCACGCCACUCCACCCCACGCUCCUCGACUAUCUUCUCUUGUCCGUAGAAGUCGUCACGCCAGUCGAUGUAGUCGACCUUGACCCACUGGUCACGUGUCGGUUUGGGUCCAUUGCCCGCCGGCGGCCGCACCACUUGGUGAUAGGCGCCAGAGGGGUACAGAGUGGAUCCUUCGUGGCUGCUGUCGUUAUUGGGCGCCAUCGUAGCUGGUGGUGGUGGUGGUGG